Molecule: messenger RNA, 5679 nt
Organism: Strigops habroptila (Kakapo)
Lineage: Eukaryota; Metazoa; Chordata; Aves; Psittaciformes; Psittacidae
Gene: MIGA2
Product: mitoguardin 2
Exons: 16
Coding region: 252-2030 (592 amino acids)
Biological process (GO): mitochondrial fusion
Source: RefSeq, a predicted model, not a curated record
GCUGCGGCGCGGGGGAAGGAGACGCUGCCCUUCCGCGGCCAUGGCGCGCAGCGCGGGGAGAGGGCGCCGAGCGGGGCCGCGCGCCUCUCCCCCCCGCCGCGGAGGAGCAUUGCUGGAUGAAGGCUGAUCCCAGGACUCUGAGCCAGGCGUCAGAGAAAAGUUGGGGUCUUUUGUGAGCAGCUCACGCAGCAUCCACAAGAAGUACCCUUUCCUUUGCUGGCUCCUGGAGGUGCCAACAUCCUCGUGCAGACAUGGCAUUUAGAAGGACGGAGGGAAUGUCCAUCAUCCAGGCCUUGGCAAUGACUGUGGCAGAGAUCCCCGUGUUUGUUUACACCACGUUUGGGCAGUCUGUCUUCUCUCAGCUGCGGCUCUCUCCAGGCCUGCGUAAGGUGCUGUUUGCUACAGCUCUCGGGACAGUUGCCUUGGCUCUUGCAGCUCAUCAGCUGAAGCGGCGUCGGCGUCGAAAGAAGCAGAUUGCUCCAGAGAAGUGUGGCUUUAAGCCUGGAGGGAUCACAGUGCCCAUCUUACCAACCAGGAGGGUCUCCUCUGUGAAGAAAGGAUACUCCAGCAAGAGAGUGCAAAGUCCUGGCAGCAAGAGCAAUGACACGCUCAGCGGGAUUUCCUCCAUCGAGCCCAGCAAACAUUCCAGUUCCUCCCACAGCCUCACCUCGAUGGUAGCGGUCAACUCUUCAAGUCCAAUACCAGUAUCAGCAGGGAUGUGGGAGGCCCAGGCAAUGAGAGAUGCUGGAGCCAUUGGUGAUUCCAGUGCAGAAAGCCUCUACAUUCAAGGCAUGGAGCUGUUUGAGGAGGCCCUGCAGAAGUGGGAGCAGGCACUGACCAUCAGGCAGAGGGACAGUGCUAGUACCAGCACCCCCGUGCCCUGGGACAGCAAGAAACAGCAAGAGAGCCUCUCUGAGAACAUCUCAGAGGAGGAGUCCCAGAAAAGGGAGUUUGCCGAGAAGCUGGAGUCCCUCUUGCACCGAGCCUAUCAUCUACAGGAAGAGUUUGGGUCUUCACUUCCAUCAGACAGCAUGCUGCUGGACCUGGAGAAGACUUUAAUGCUUCCAUUGACGGAUGGGUCGCUGCGGCUGCGGACGGAUGAUGAAGACAGCUCAACCUCUGAGGAAUCCUUCUUCUCUGCAGCAGAGCUCUUUGACUCUCUUCACUUUAAGGAAAUGCCAUUCCGCCUCUCUAAGCCAGUAGCAGCAUAUGAAGAAGCUUUGCAGUUAGUGAAAGAAGGGAAAGUUGCGUGCCGGACACUGAGGACAGAGCUCCUUGGCUGCUACAGUGACCAGGAUUUCCUGGCAAAGCUGCACUGCAUCAGGCAGGCCUUCCAGGAGCUGCUGGAGGAUGAAAGCAAUCAAUUGUUUUUUGGGGAGGUUGGGAAACAAAUGGUGAUAGGACUGAUGACAAAAGCUGAGAAGAAUCCCAAAGCUUUUCUGGAAAGCUAUGAGGAGAUGCUGCAUUAUGCACUGAAGCAAGAGACCUGGCCAACCACUCAGCAGGAGCUGGAGGGAAGAGGGGUGGUGUGCAUGAGCUUCUUUGAUAUUGUGCUGGACUUCAUCCUCAUGGAUGCUUUUGAGGAUCUGGAGAACCCGCCCUCCUCCGUGCUGGCUGUGCUGCGCAACCGCUGGCUCUCCGACAGCUUCAAGGAGACGGCUCUAGCAACUGCCUGCUGGUCAGUUCUGAAAGCAAAAAGGCGGCUUCUGAUGGUACCAGAUGGUUUUAUCUCUCAUUUCUACUCCGUAUCGGAGCAUGUCAGUCCUGUUCUAGCCUUUGGUUUUCUGGGGCCCAAGCAGCAGCUAUCUGAAGUCUGCAGUUUCUUCAAGCACCAGAUAGUGCAGUAUCUAAAGGACAUGUUUGAUUUGGACAACGUGAGAUACACAACAGUGCAGUCACUGGCAGAAGACAUUCUGCAGCUCUCGCGGCGGCGCAGUGAGAUCCUCUUGGGAUAUCUGGGCACCGAGACUUCCCCGGAGAUGAAUGGCACGCUUCCUGGUGAAAAUGAGCCACUGAAGGAGCUCAUCUGAUCUCAGUCAGGGGAGGAAGACUGUUUUGUACAAGGACCUUUCUCCUUCUAGAGAUGGAUAAAACUAUCUGCAAUGUGCUGUGGUGGCAACAAGACUUUUCUCAACACACAGCAACCAUGGUGGGACCUUCUGCUUUGUGUAGCCGGUAGUGUUUGCUGGGAUGGAUCCAGGACCACUUGCCAGCUUAUGGUUUGAACUUCUUGUUUGUUCCAUCUUUCUGUUCUUAUUAUUUUUAAUGUGUCAUAUAAACCACGAACUGCCUGGGCCUAGAUUUUUGCACAAUUCCCUUGGAUAGGGACAACACACACACACCCAUUUCACCUGUGUUUUCUGGGAGGUAGUCCCUGAUGUUUAUGGAUGUGUGUGGGAGCAGGAACAUCGUUAGUAAAUUCUGCACUUGACCGUUGGCUUCUCAAAGAGGCUUUGUUUGCUUUGAGGUUUUUAUUAUUGUUCUUUGCUGUGUUGCUACAGACAUGACUGCUGAUUUUUACUUUACGUGUUUUAACACAUGCAAUGUGACUAGCAAAGGUUUCUUUCCCGAGGAGAAAGAAAUACUUCUGUAAAGCACUGAAGUAAAAUGCACACUUCUGCAACCAGUCUAAAGCUCUAAGGAAGUUUGUCUGUUCCCUUGAUGUUGCUGCUGUUUGCAGGCCAGAUGACAGGCUCUGUGCCAUGGUCAUCCUUGCUUAGGAGAUUGCUGAGGUCUACGUUUGCCCCUAAGGCAAGCUAUUGUGAGGAAGGGAUGGAUUUGCAUCCUGCCUGUGCACGCACAAAGUCUUUAAUGUCCAUCAAAGUGCCUUGCUGUAUUUCAGAAUGAGCCAGCAGCAGGUUUUGCUGGGUAGGAGGUGUGGGGUGCACACGAGCAGAGGGAACCGGUGUAGCGUGCUGCUUAGUCCUAUUAUACACAACGUAGUAAGAGGUGUAGAUGUUGGAUGUGAUGUAUGAAAGGGAUUAUGUGUGCAGGUAGCUGGAUAGCUGGGAUCAAGCUGCUAGAGAGGAGAGGACUUGCUGUAGUCUGUCAGUCUUAAGAAACAUAGUGUGGUUUUGGGUAUAGAUCAAAUGCAUGUGUAUGUGUGGCCCUGUAAUGCUGGGACAGGCUCUUCUCAAAUGAUGUGAUCCUGAGUGUGCAGCCAGCGCCUGAAAUCUGGCUGCUUUGAGACAUGUGCCGAGUUGGAUACUAGCAUAGGAGAGCAGCACGGACUUCUGUGUGUCCUGGACUUCAGGGAGUCCUGGGUAUUGUCUGAAGCUUGUGGUGAUCUGCUGAGUCCUCUCUGAGUGCAGUGCUGUGGAUGAAGGGUGAAGGUCCAGCCUGUGCUUUCUCCUGUUUUAAUGCACAGACAGCUCCAAGUCCCAGCCUCAGAAUGAGGAGGUGUUCAGGGAGAAGAAAAUGAGGACUUUCACAAAAACAUGGGCUUCACUGUUUUAUCUCCAGACUGAUGAGUUAUCCCUUGUGUUUGUUCUAGAUAAAAGGCAUAACUCUUAUCUAGCCAUGUUUUUGUAAGGGGGACAAAAAAAAAGUAAGAAUCUGGAGUUUCCAUUUGAGUAGAAAGUCAGUGCAUGGGCUUGGAGAAUACAAAUGUUGUCUGUCUUCCUCUUCAGAUACCUAAUGUGGAUCCUGCUGGUAAAAGCAGGAAGGAAGUAAGCAGGGAAAAAGUAAACACGAGGAUGUCAAAGGAGUAGAUAAAUGCUCCUGAGAUGCUUGCAGAGGGCAAGCGUAGAGCACGUAACAUCUGUUGGUUUAUAAGCACAUCAGACUGAUGUGGCUUAUCCUGAAGACCAGAUUAAUGCUGUAAACAAGACAGUGCUGAGGCAGAAGUGAGGAGCAGCUGACCCAAGUGAGGCUGAGUGAAAUAAGCUGUUAUGAGGAGGACUGAAGAGGCAGCAAUUGAAACUAGGAAAGGUCUCUGAGGUGUCCUGCUACUGGCAGCAUGAUGUGAGAGGAGAAACAGUGGAUGUUGUAUCAGCACGACACACCUGCUCUAUGUAAAUGUGGUUCAAAAGUAUGUUAUAUUCUGAAAGCAAGUUACUUUGGGGGGGAAAAAAGGUUUAUAGUGCUUUGUGCUCUUGUGUGGCUGGUUUAGAAGAAAGAGUAACUUCAGCAGCUUUGUAUAAUGGUUAAAAAGAUGCUAAAAUGUGAAGAUGUGAUAAUAUGGAUUGUAAUUCUAAAGAAUCAAUGCUGUUAAUUUCUCAUUUUUAGAGUUGUUUUAUGUGUAUUUAUUUGCUACUUUGAGUGUCUUUUGGCCUCAGUGCUCGAGGCAGCAUGCCUGCUCUGUGUACAGAGAAGAACACUGGCUGCGGACUUUGGUCUUUCACAUUGCUGUGGGAAGAGCACAGUGAAACAGGGUUCCAUGAAGCAACACUAACUUGCACUGUGGCUUUUUAAGCUAAGAAAUUGUAAAUUCCCAAUCAAUCAAAUGGAAGAAAGACAGGGUUUUUUAUAGCUUUAUGCUUUUCCUUAGCUCUUAUUGCAAGUAGGGUACACUGCCCUCCCAGCGAAGGUAAAGAGGAGUCUUCCCUGAGAACCUCUGCAGCUUAUUGAGCGUAUGUCUGCAGAGACAAACUGAUUCUCUCUUUACUGGGGAGGAUGUUAAACUCCUCUGCAUGCCCUGCCCUGCCCUCUGCUAUUUCAUUGCUUUCUCCUUCCCUACUCCCUGUGUAGCUUGAGAGGAAAGGUGUUUGCAGCCUCCUGAAGGAUACUGUUGGGAUCAGUGGGUUCAGAGGAGCUGUUCCUAUGGAAGAGGCUCUCCCUGACCUGAGGGGUGGUGAUCAGUGACCUGCUGCUUUCGGCUCCUUUGGCUGCAACCCUGAGCAGAGACUUGGGUUGCUUCCACUGAUCCUGUCAAGAGCAGGGCUUGGCCCAAAUGGCAACCACGUACUCAUUGGUUUGCAGGGUAAAAGGUGAUGAUAAGACAAAUUCCUGCCCUCUGGCUUUGUAAGACAUCACUAGAAAAUCCUCCUCUCCCCAGUAUAUUCUGUUUAGCAAAGGAAAUUCUUCAGUAUUAGUAGCAGAUGAGAUACUCAUUCAGGUAGAAUCUCUAGAGAUAAGCAUUUGCCUUUUUUAUAAUGAACCCUUAUUCUCAAGGAGUUAAAUCAUUCUGGGCUGACACUUGCACGAUUUUAACACUGAUGGGGAUUUCAAGUGGCUUUGCAGCUAUGAAGUAAAAUCCUUCCGUAGUUUCUGAUGCUUAAACAGAAUUUCAAAUAUGCAUGAUUUUUGUUUUUUAUGUGGGGGUUGUAACAAGCUUCACCAGUGGUUACAGUACAUCCUCGGUGCUUUAGCAUGUAUGUAGAGACUGCACCAAAUGGCUCUGGGGAGGGUGUUUAUGAUCUUUAAAGCACAAAUACAUUAAUAAAAAGAGGAAAAAUCUGUAUCAGUGUGGCUUUGAAGAGCAUGACUUGUGCUGUCUCAUACAAGGAGGUGGGAAAGCAGGAUUUUAUUCACCCCUCUUCAGUAGAACAUUCCUUUGCUGUAUCCGAAACUAAUGAAUGUAAACUUGUGCCUAUUUUUUCUUGAUUUCCUAAAGGUGUAAAAAAAAAAUAAUUCAUUGUUUUUCUUUUUUCUUUUUCUUUGCAGCUAUUUUUUUUUUUUUUUAAAUACCUUUGAUCUUAGGAUGUGGGCAUUACAAGUAAAUAAAACUUUCCUUCAUGA